This is a messenger RNA of Cladophialophora psammophila CBS 110553, 960 nucleotides long. RefSeq lists its product as uncharacterized. Gene Ontology annotation, molecular function: methyltransferase activity. The coding region runs from base 1 to 960 and encodes 319 amino acids. The record is from RefSeq and is a predicted model, not a curated record. The transcript has a single exon. Lineage: Eukaryota; Fungi; Ascomycota; Eurotiomycetes; Chaetothyriales; Herpotrichiellaceae.
AUGGCUGCGCACAACGAGAACCUCAUCCAUGUUGAUGAAUAUGACUCGUUUGAAGAUGAAACGUACAGCCCGGCAUCAACGGCUUCCAGCAGCUACGUGUCUUCAAUCUCAUCGCUCAUCCGCGAUGGCAUUGAAGAGAACGGCCGACAGUAUCCCGCGUACGGCAGAAACAUGUACGGCCUUCCGAUCGACGAAAGAGAGCAGGAACGCAACAAUGUCCAGCACGUCAAAUUCAAGCACAUCAUUGGUGGAGCUUUACACCGUGCUCCAAUCCAAGACUCGCCGACGAGGAUAUUAGACCUGGGCACAGGGUCGGGCAUUUGGGCCAUAGAAGCCGCCGAUCACUACGAGACGGCAGUGGUAACUGGCGUCGACAUCGCGCCCGUGCAACCCGAAUGGGUGCCGCCGAAUUGUGGAUUCGAGAUGCAAGAUAUUGAAGACGAGUGGUUCUACUCCACCACCGACUUCGACUUUAUACAUGCUCGCGAGCUCAUCAUGGCCGUGCGCGACUGGGACCGUCUGUUCAAACAGGCAUUUGAUCACCUCCGGCCCGGAGCUUAUAUGGAGGUCGGGGGCACUUACCCGACCCCGACUUCUGACGACGACACGCUGCCAGCGACUUCACAUCUGAAAGAAGUCGAGCGACUAUUCUUUGAGAUGGCCGAAGCGAUGGGCACGCCGUUGAACGCGCCGACUCUUUGGAGGGAGAAGAUGGAGCGUGCCGGCUUCGUCGACGUCACAGAGACCAUCUACAAGGUCCCCCAAGGCAUCUGGCCGAAAGACGCGCGGCUCAAGAUCAUCGGCGCCUACGAAAACUUCAGUCUCAGAAACGGACUCGACGCCUACCUUCUCCGAGGGUACACUACCAUGCUGGGAGGAAAUCCUGACCAACUGCAAAACCUUAUUGCCGAGACCAAACGCGAACUGCAAAAUCCAAAGAUGCACAGCUACAUCUUCUAG